AUGGACACAGAAGAAGAAUGUUUUUCUGGAGAUGAAAUUGAUCAAUUUAAUUGUCCUAAACAUUUACUUAUUUAUACAAGUAAACUAAUUUUGAUAAUUUAUUUUAUUAGAUUACUGUACAACUACAUAAUAAUUACUAUGUUAAGAAUGUUUGAUCAAAUGUAGUUUAAAAGUAUAAAAUAUCAUUUCAAUUGAAAAAGUAUUAUUAUUAUUUAUAAUUAUUAGGCUUUAAAUAACAUAAGUUUAUAAAAUAAAUAGUAAUUGUAAAAAGUUCAAAAAAUCAUUAAAAACUACAAUAAUCUUGAUGAUCAAAUUUAAAAAGAAAAUACUUAGAUUAAUAAAAUGUCUUAAAUUUAAAUUCAAUCAUUAAAUUCAAUUUGUUCUUAAAUUAUUGAAAUUGUUUAAAUGAAAUUUUAAGAAUUAAUUGAAUAAGUUGAAGUCCAUAAAAUGAAACAUUAAUAAACUUUACAAGAUUCAAAAGUACACUUAAUUAUUAUUAUUAUAAAAGUGUAUAAUUGAUGAAUAUAAGGGAAGAGGAAUCUAAUUAGAAAAGAAUAUUCUAAAUCAAUAAAAUACAUCUGGAUAUGAAUAAUUGAAAAAAUUUAGAGAAUUUUAUACUAUAAAUUGUAAAACAAUCAAAGAACUUGAAAAUGAAUAUGAUAAUUUAUCUCAAGUUCCUAAAAUUUAAUAUUAGUAAUUGUAAAUUAGAAAUGCUACUGAUAUUGUUAGAUAAAUCUCUAAUAUAUUAUCUAUUUUAGAAAGAGAUUCAGAUUAUAGAAUCAAACGUGUAUCAUCUAAAUUAUUUUAAUAACCAAAUACAACUAGAGCAAGUCCAUUUUCUAAAAAAGGGUUUACUUAACAUAGUUCACCUCAUUUUAGUUUAUAAUCAUCAAAAUAAUAAAUGAGAAAAACAGAAAUCAAAUAAAUAACUUUAGAUAUACCAACUGAUUUAAGUUCAAUUUUAGAUAAAGCAUCUCCUGAAUAAUCAAUUAUUAAUGAUUUCUUUAGUAAUAAAUAAUCUUUAAGUGAACAUUCAAUUUCAUAAAUGGAAAUACCUAUUUAAAAUCAAACAUAAUUUUAUAUUAUAGGAGGAUUAUUAAAGGGUCAAAGAUAAAAUCUUAUAGAACUUGUUGAUAUAUAAUCAAAAUAAUCUAGUUAACAUGAUUUUUUGGUAUCAAAUCGUUAUGGAUUUUAAAUUGCAUAUCAUGGAAAUCAAAUUCUAUUAAUUGGAGGUAAAUAAGAAGGUAUUAGAACUGCUUUAUGUGAAUCAUAUGAUCCCAAUCUAAAAUAAUCUAAAAUCUCUUAAUUAAUACUUACUAAAGGAGUUAGUGGAUUAGCAUCUAAAUAAAUAGGAAAUAAAUUAUAUAUUUCAGGAGGUAAAACAGAUUAAGGAAUCUAAGAUAUUUUUUAACUUAUAAAUUUAGAUACUUAUUAAACUAAAAAUUUAUAAUCUAUUCCAAUAAAAUGUUAUAAUCACACCUUAGUUUAAGGUAAUGAACCAAACUCUAUGUAUUUAUUUGAUGAAUAGGGUUGUUUCAAAUAUGAUAUGGCAAUUAAUUAAUGGAAAAAAAUCAAAUCUCCUAGUUAUCCUAGAAGAAGCCAUAUUUCUUUGACACUUCCAGAUGGUAUAUGGAUUUUUGGAGGAAGAUCUGGCAAAAAAUAUAUUAAAUAAAUAGAGAAAUAUGAUGAAACCGAUUAAUAAUUUUAUUAAAUGGGAGAAUUAAUAUGUCCUACUAUUAAAUUUGAUGCAAUAGUUAGUGAUGACUAUUAAUUUGUGUAUUUAGUUGGUGGAAAGACUUAAGAAAAUAUUCCUAGUUCAAAUAUUUGGAGGUAUUAUAUAUUAAUAUACAUUUAAUUAGAUAUUCAAUUUUGACAAAUUAAUGUUAACUUUACAGUUAAUUUACAAAGCCUAGAUAUUCUCAUAAAUUGAUACCUAAAAAAAUUUGA
This is a messenger RNA of Paramecium primaurelia, 1947 nucleotides long. The record is from the annotation of a GenBank genome assembly. NCBI's taxonomy places the organism in Eukaryota, Ciliophora, Oligohymenophorea, Peniculida, Parameciidae.